Molecule: messenger RNA, 682 nt
Organism: Closterium sp. Naga37s-1
Lineage: Eukaryota; Viridiplantae; Streptophyta; Zygnematophyceae; Desmidiales; Closteriaceae
Source: the annotation of a GenBank genome assembly
GGGUGCUGGUUCUGGGGGUGCCGGUUCUAGGGGUGCUGAGAAUGGGGGUGCUGUGAGUCCUAGUUGUGGUGGAGUCGUGGGUGCUCCUGCUGGAGGUGCUAGAGCUAAAGGUGCUGGAGGUACUGGAGCUACUGGUGCCGAAGAUGCUGGUGCUGGAGGUACUGGAGGUACUGGAGCUGCUGGUGCUGGAGGUACUGGAGCUGCUGGUGGUGGAGGUCCUGGUGCUGGAGGUACUAGAGCUACUUGUGCUGGAGGUACUGGAGCUGCUGGUGCUGGAGGUGCUAGAGCUGGAGGUAUUGGAGGUACUGGAGCUACUGGUGCUGGAGGUGCUAGAGCUGGAAGUACUAGAUGUAAUGGAGCUGCUGGUGCUGGAGGUGCUAGAGCUGGAGGUACUGGAGCUACUGGUGCUGGAGAUGCUAGAGCUAGAGGUACUGCAUGUACUGGAGCUGCUGGUGCUGGAGGUGUUAGAGCUGGAGGUGCUGGAGGUACUGGAGCUGCUGCUGCUGGAGGUGCUAGUGCUGGAGGUGCUAGAGCUGGAGGUGCUGGAGGUACUGGAGCUGCUAGUGCUGGAGGUGCUGGUGCUGGAGGUACUAGAUGUACUAGAGAUGCUGAAACUGGAGGUGAUAGAGCUGGUGGUGCUGGAGGUACUGGAACUGCAGGUGCUGGAGCUGGAGGUACUUGA